Messenger RNA from Thermothelomyces thermophilus ATCC 42464, 966 nucleotides. RefSeq lists its product as uncharacterized. The transcript has a single exon. Lineage: Eukaryota; Fungi; Ascomycota; Sordariomycetes; Sordariales; Chaetomiaceae. The coding region runs from base 114 to 773 and encodes 219 amino acids. The record is from RefSeq and is a predicted model, not a curated record.
CACAUAUCAACCAAGGCCGCCUGUCAUCAUGAUGAAUGAAAAUUCGCUCCAGGCACCGAUUUCGCCCAGCAAACUGACCACUCAAAGCUGAUCAUCAAGGAGAAAAAGGAGACAUGAAGAAAAAGGACCAUCUGGCCUUGUCGGGUCUGCUUGUGGACCCCUUGACCUGGCUGACCGAGGUCUCCCCCCCAGGCUCACGGGGCGCACCGGGCUCGUACUGCGCGGAAGAUGAGGCGGCGGCCAAUAUCCUGGGAGCCCCCCCCUGUUCCAGCCUGUUCGGCUGCGUGGAAUCCGAUCUGGAAUGUGGCGUGCCACUUUUUUUUGACAACCAUGACGAAGACCCCGGUUCUGACCAGAGUUCCAUCGCUUGGCUUUUCCUACCCAGCAAGGACGAGGAAGAGGAGGAAGGGCAAAGAGAGGACGGGCAAGCGCAGGCGGCCGCCAACUCGGACGGGAUCUGGGACUGGUAUGCCGAUGAGAUAAGAUCCAGAGGGUCCAGCGAGCAGGUUCCGUGCGAGGGGAGUUCGGAGUGCGAGAAGACGGGGGAAGGCGAAUCAUCCCCCUCCGAGGGAUCGACUCCUGAGUCUCCGCCUGCCACGGCGCGUGAAGAGCCAGAUCCGGACGAUGGGAAAGCAGAAGAACCGCGCGAAUAUGUCGGCGUCGGCUUAGCCCCGCCCCUUGUGUUUCCGCUAAAGCGCGAGCGGCUUUCCGUGUUUAAGAGGGCAUAUAUCUUCGCCUCCUUUGAGAACAGAGAAUGCCUACGGCCCAUGUAGCCUUUUUUUUAUUGCUCUUCUCUUGUUUGACUUAAUUAUCCAGCACAUGCAGCACCUAGCUUGCCUCGACAUGAUGAAUGCGCCCCUUAAUGAACCCCUCACAUCAUCGCGUAUCUGGCACGGGCAGAGGAUGUAGGCACGUCUCGACCAUUGGUAUGAAAACAACCCUGUCUUUUUUUUCCUUUUUUCUUCU